CGUAACUUCAUCAUUAUAUUUCUUCUAUUCCAGGUUAUCAUCAUAUCGCUCACAUCGCACCAUCCACCAUCCAUUUGACCGACAUUCACGAAACAAAAACAAAGUCUCACAUCUCAUUCAUUCAUUUAUUCGACACCACCACCACACAUAGCCAACCACAUUAAGGACAACACCCACCGCAUCCCUCAACUGGCAAAAAGAGUCCUUCAACAGCCCAAAGCCAUCAUCAUCCACCAGCAUUGCACCAAGCCUACGACCAACCAAAAAUGUCAUCCCCAGCAGAAUCCCGCAUCCAAUCCCAAAAACUCCGCUACUGCCGCUACAUCGACACCCAACAAUUCCCCCUCCUCACCUCCCUCAUCCUCCCUUCUUGUACCUUUAACUUCAUCGACUAUUUCUCCUCCUCCCCCAUCGUCGAACCGUCCGCCGCAGGGCCCGUCACCUUGGCUUUCGACUCCCUGGCGUCUUGGACCGCAUACUUCUCCGACAAAUUCAAAGGCCUACAGACGAUGCAUCUGGUUUCGGGGGCGGGAGAGUUCACCAGCAUCAGUGAGGAUGAGUACGAGGUUAUCUUUGCAGUGAUUUACCAUGCGGCGCCAAAGGAGGGGGAGACAGGGUGGCAAGGGGCCGGGGGUGGACAUUAUCAUGAGCGGUGGGUGAAGGGGAAGGAUGGAGAGGGGAAAGAGGAUUGGUUUUUGAAGAGUGUGAGGUUCGAAAGGCUGUAUUGGAAGUAUACUGAGUGAGAGAGAGGUUGGAAGGUUUGGGGGAUGUUCGAAGUCGGAGGAAUGGGGCUUGAGGGGAAAUUCGGGAACAACAAGAACGUCGUUAGGUAGGUACGCUCUGUCUAGCUGGAAGGAAUCAUCGAGUAAACGACAAGCAGAGCAGGGAAGAUACGUUGGGGUAUGGCAAUUUGAAUGAAAGUGUUAACUGAAUCUCGCUCAUGACCUUGUUGAAAGGCAGCAACAUGAUUAGUUGUCUGUUGAGAGCUGAUGGGCUCGAUGGAAAGAAUGACAAACUAUUAAACGU
Molecule: messenger RNA, 1026 nt
Organism: Neurospora crassa OR74A
Lineage: Eukaryota; Fungi; Ascomycota; Sordariomycetes; Sordariales; Sordariaceae
Exons: 1
Coding region: 267-743 (158 amino acids)
Source: RefSeq, a predicted model, not a curated record